AUGACGCUCGCCGAAGAGUUUAGAUCAAGGAAUUUCAGCAUCUACGCACAAUGGACCGGAAUCCUCUCCAUGCUAAUAUGCUUUGCUGUUGGAAUUUCUAACCUCUUUCGCGUUCCAUCUAUCAUACUUGCAUUCAGCAUAGUAUGCCUAGCUUGUUCCCCAGUCAUCCUGUUUAUCGAGGUACCACUGCUCCUGCGCAUCUGCCCUACUUCAUCCAAGUUCGACGCAUUCAUCCGCCGUUUCGCAUCCAACACAAUGCGUGGAGUUAUCUACCUUGCCAUGAGCGUCAUUCAGUGGCUCAGUCUUGUGUCAAAGGAAGCUACGAGCUUGAUUGCGGCAGCCGUUUUUCUUCUCUUUACCGCCAUCUUCUAUGCUCUAGCUGCUGCUAAGGGCCAGGAAUUCACCGGAAGUAAGACCCUUGGUGGACAAGGCGUUGCGCAAAUGAUGGUCUAA
Trichophyton rubrum CBS 118892 is the source of this 453-nucleotide messenger RNA. RefSeq lists its product as uncharacterized. The record is from RefSeq and is a predicted model, not a curated record. Gene Ontology annotation, biological process: vesicle-mediated transport. The coding region runs from base 1 to 453 and encodes 150 amino acids. Gene Ontology annotation, cellular component: Golgi membrane. Lineage: Eukaryota; Fungi; Ascomycota; Eurotiomycetes; Onygenales; Arthrodermataceae. The transcript is spliced from 4 exons.